This is a messenger RNA of Acyrthosiphon pisum (pea aphid), 533 nucleotides long. RefSeq names its product KRAB-A domain-containing protein 2-like. The coding region runs from base 132 to 533 and encodes 133 amino acids. The transcript is spliced from 2 exons. The record is from RefSeq and is a predicted model, not a curated record. Lineage: Eukaryota; Metazoa; Arthropoda; Insecta; Hemiptera; Aphididae. Gene Ontology annotation, biological process: DNA integration. Gene Ontology annotation, molecular function: nucleic acid binding.
UAAAAAGUAAACGUGCAGAGGAGAUUGCAUAUAAUUUACUUGACAUUUACACGACCUUUGGCGCACCAGCUAUUUUGCAGUCAGAUAAUGGUCGUGAAUUCGUAAAUUCCACUAUAACUGAACUACACAAUAUGUGGGAAGACGUCAAAAUUGUUCACGGUAAACCGAGGCACAGCCAGAGCCAAGGUUCUGUGGAACGAGCAAAUAGAGAUGUAGAGGAUAUGUUGGCUACGUGGAUGGCAGAAAAAAAUAGUACAGAUUGGCCCUCUGGUUUGAAAUUUAUUCAGUUUCAGAAAAACCGAGCUCUUCAUUCAGGUAUUGGAAGAUCUCCUUAUGAGGCCAUGUUUGGCUGUACUGCCAGAACAGGACUAUUAUCGAUUGGUCUACCAAAUGAUGAAAUAAAUUCAUUAAAAACAGAAGAAGAUAUAGAAGAAUUGUUUAAUCAAAUGCAAGAAACUGGAUUACAUGAUUCAACACAAAAUAUUGAAGAAAUUGUUUCACCAAUUGCAGAGAAGCAAGAAAAUAUGAUAUGA